CUCAAGUCCAUCACGAGAAAAAAGAAUCAUAUCUGUCCUCUGUACUUUCAUCGCUGUCGACCGCAAGUUCAUUAUGCUGCUUGAAUAUUCGUCGAGAUAAUACUUUUGCGCCCACCGAACCAUCUCGGAGCUAUCUCCCAUCCCUGUCCUGUCCGCCUGAUCCCUAAUCUCCUCCGUCCGCCGCGUUUGCUGGGAGGUGUCUUUGUCCUGAUCGAAACCGCGCUUCAAACAGAGCACCCUCUACCGAUAGACAACUCAUCUCGGAACCGCGACUACGAGUCACUCCAUUCGAUGCGCGACAUAGGUUGCAUGGUUACCAGAUAAGAUCUCAGGGGAAGUGCAAACAUCCUGCUUGUUGGACGGACUCCGGAAAAUCGUCCAUGAUCAUGGGGUUCUUGCAGCGACUAUACAAGAGCUUGCCUUCGACCCCAGCGGUAGAAGACUGGAAGAAUGAAAAACCAAAAUCCGUGUCACGAUUAUCCUUUUUUCGCAGGCGAAUCAAGCUAAAAGGGAACUCCUCCAUAUCAAUACCCCUGGGCUUUCUAUUACUGUUCCCCAGUCUGGUGGUCAUAUUAAUUCUCAUCCUGGUGAUAAAACAUCCAAACUCACCUGGUCGCAUAUUGGUCCCAGCGGGGACUCCUCCAUCCAUAAGAAAAAUCAGCGAGAGACAUGAUAAAGUCUUCGCUACUGGAUGCUUGAAUCCGGAAGACGCUGCGAAACAGCCCCGAGCGAACGCAGCUUUUGUUGUUUUGGCCCGAAAUAAAGAGCUGGAGGGAGUGAUACAGUCGAUAAAAAGCAUUGAGCGACAUUUCAACCGAUGGUUCCAUUACCCCUAUGUUUUCCUGAAUGAUGGGGAAUUCGAACAGGAUUUCAAGGAUACCAUCACGAACUACACCAGCUCUCCCGUCGAGUUUGGAAAGAUUGAUAACACCAUGUGGGGAUAUCCAGACUGGGUCGAUCAUGAGGUUGCAAGAGAAGGAAUUCGCAAACAAGGAGACGCAGCGAUCAUGUACGGUGGGAUGGAGAGUUAUCACCACAUGUGCCGCUUCUACUCCGGUUUCUUCUACAAGCACGAGCUGCUGCAGAAGUAUGAGUGGUAUUGGCGUCUGGAACCGGAGAUCAAGUAUUUCUGCGACAUAACAUAUGACCCAUUCAUCGAGAUGGCCAGAGCCAACAAAACCUACGGCUUCACGAUUGCCGUCAAAGAAUUGAAGGAGACCGUACCCAACAUUUUCCGAUAUGCCUCCGCUUACAAGCGGAAGCACAACAUGAAGUCAAAGGGCCUUUGGGAGAUGUUCAUUGAACCUCAACCUGAAACCAAGGAUACGGUGGACGACAAAAGAGCAAAGACAUUGCCCAACGAGAUUCUCCAAACCGAACCUGGACAUCAAAACAUUGAAGACAUCGAUCCAGAAAACAUGGAGGGUGAGAAGUACAACAUGUGCCAUUUCUGGAGUAACUUCGAGAUAGCCAAGCUAGACUGGUUCCGGAGCAAGGAAUACAACGACUUCUUCGACAUGAUGGAUAGGAGUGGAGGGUUCUGGAUGGAGAGAUGGGGAGAUGCUCCCAUUCACUCCCUUGCAGCAGGCGCACUGUUAGCACCUCGCGACAUCCACUACUUCCGUGAUUUUGGCUACAGACACACCACUAUCCAACACUGUCCUGCAAAUGCACCAGCAAGACAGCUUCCGCAUAUUCCGUGGUACGAAAAAACCACCGAAGACGACAAGGAGCGAAAGGAAGAAGACGACUAUUGGGCGACACCAGAUACACCCAAAGAGAACGGAGUGGGUUGCCGAUGUCGAUGUGAUACAGAUAUCCGGGAUGUUGAAGGCAAGGAAGGCAGCUGUCUUGCGGAGUGGGUCGAAGUUGCUGGUGGUUGGGCGUCGCCCUAAAGGACAUUGCAAGUGCUAAAAGAGUUUUUCAAUGGCAGAGCGGGAUCUUUGACCUGACAGAGCAUCGCAUCUCGGCGUUUGGCGUCCUUGUUCCAGGCUACAGACAACAGUUUGGCGUACAGGAGGCAUGACCAGCGUCGGAUAACUGUGUGACGAUGUUGGAUUCAACCUUUGGAUUCAUGUAUGAACUAUUUGAUGGGUUCAAAAGAUCUCAGCGGCGUAAGGCCACCACUGCAGACAGUCCCGGGCUACAUGGAGCAAGUCAGCUACUGUGGGAAUACACGCAGCUGCUUGAACUGGAGGAGGAAUGGGGGGAUGAGAGCACUUGACGUCUACGAGCUGUGGGUCUACCUCUCGAUGCUGGACGACAAAAGUCGAGUCGGGGACCUCUUAUAAUAGGUCUCGAUGGUGAACGGCGCCAUCUAUACAGACCGCACUAUGAACUGUACAUUCGAAGUGUGUGAAUAUGAUAUACUUUUAU
Exophiala xenobiotica is the source of this 2376-nucleotide messenger RNA. RefSeq lists its product as uncharacterized. The coding region runs from base 381 to 1895 and encodes 504 amino acids. Gene Ontology annotation, molecular function: alpha-1,2-mannosyltransferase activity. Gene Ontology annotation, cellular component: membrane; Golgi apparatus. NCBI's taxonomy places the organism in Eukaryota, Fungi, Ascomycota, Eurotiomycetes, Chaetothyriales, Herpotrichiellaceae. The transcript has 3 exons. Gene Ontology annotation, biological process: protein N-linked glycosylation; cell wall mannoprotein biosynthetic process. The record is from RefSeq and is a predicted model, not a curated record.